Messenger RNA from Catharus ustulatus (Swainson's thrush), 559 nucleotides. RefSeq names its product ribosomal protein S25 (gene RPS25). The record is from RefSeq and is a predicted model, not a curated record. Lineage: Eukaryota; Metazoa; Chordata; Aves; Passeriformes; Turdidae. The coding region runs from base 94 to 471 and encodes 125 amino acids. Gene Ontology annotation, molecular function: structural constituent of ribosome. Gene Ontology annotation, cellular component: cytosolic small ribosomal subunit. The transcript has 5 exons.
GGCAGUGACGUGCCGGCCCGCGGGGCCCGCCCCCGCCCCACGCUUGGCUCUUCCUUUCUCGCCGACAUCUUGCGGAGCAGCGGCGGCCGCAUCAUGCCGCCCAAAGACGACAAGAAGAAGAAGGAUGCGGGCAAAUCCGCCAAGAAGGACAAGGACCCGGUCAACAAGUCCGGCGGCAAAGCCAAGAAGAAGAAGUGGUCCAAGGGGAAAGUGAGAGACAAGUUGAACAACCUUGUCCUGUUUGACAAGGCCACUUAUGACAAACUGUGCAAAGAAGUGCCCAACUACAAGCUCAUCACACCUGCAGUUGUCUCAGAAAGGCUGAAGAUUCGAGGCUCCCUGGCUCGCGCUGCCCUCCAGGAGCUGCUCAGCAAAGGACUGAUCAAACUGGUGUCCAAGCACCGAGCCCAGGUGAUCUAUACCCGAAACACGAAAGGUGGAGACGCGCCUGCUGCAGGGGAGGACGCGUAGGGAGGUUCUCCAGUGACUUCAUCAACAAUGCUUCAUAUGUAGAUGCACACAAUAAAAUUACUGAUUAUAAUUUUUCUUGCUUUUUCAA